Molecule: messenger RNA, 3082 nt
Organism: Caenorhabditis elegans
Lineage: Eukaryota; Metazoa; Nematoda; Chromadorea; Rhabditida; Rhabditidae
Gene: acn-1
Product: Inactive angiotensin-converting enzyme-related protein
Exons: 11
Coding region: 1-2721 (906 amino acids)
Cellular component (GO): membrane
Source: RefSeq, marked reviewed
AUGAAGUUUCAUAUACUUCUCCUAUUGCUUGUGGGGGCCUGUUUGCCAGUAUUCACUCAGGAAAUCAAGCCAAAACCGGAACUUCUCCCAGCCGAUGAAGCACCAAAAGAUCCAGAAGCCGUAUUUUCAGAAGGUGAACCAUUCGAACUCACAGAUGCUCUAGACACUCCAAAGAACGGUUCGGUGCCAGUCCCAGAACCAGAGCCAAAGCCAGAACCUGAGCCAGAGCCGGAACCAAAACCAGAACCAGAACCAAGUCCAACUCCAGAACCAGAGCCAGCUAUCAAGUUUGACAACAUCGAGUCAGAAGAUUAUGGAGAUGUAGCUGAAACAGCGGCUUCCACUCAACCAGAUGAGCUGAACACUGAAGUUAUUGAACAGCUUGUCGACACCUUCCUUAACACUGGAUCCAUCGCCUCGAACAAGACCAAUAAAGGACCUGUUUUUGCCAAUCCAGUUGCCCAAGCCCUUGUGAACAGCAGUAACUACUGGAAGACCGACAACCUUCAGGCGCCAGGAUCAAUCAAAGAUGAAGAGAAACUACGUUCUUGGCUAGCCGGAUAUGAAGCAGAAGCCAUUAAGGUCCUCCGCGAGGUCGCUCUCUCAGGAUGGAGAUACUUUAAUGACGCUUCCCCAUCCCUCAAACUCGCCCUCGACGAGGCUGAAAAUGUUCUCACCAUGUUUGUUCGGAGUACUUCAAUGCAAGCCAAACAGUUCGAUAUGGCUUCGGUCACCGACGAGAAGGUCAUGAGACAACUUGGAUACGUAUCAUUCGAAGGAAUGUCUGCUCUUGCUCCAUCAAGAUUCGCCGAUUACUCUCAGGCUCAGGCUGCCUUGAACCGCGAUUCCAAGGAUUCUACUAUUUGCGACAAAGAUGUUCCACCACCAUGUGCACUUCAAAAAAUUGAUAUGGAUUCCAUUUUCCGCAACGAAAAGGAUGCUUCAAGACUUCAACAUUUGUGGGUUUCCUAUGUUACCGCAAUUGCUAAGAGCAAGCCAUCGUACAACAACAUUAUCACAAUCUCAAAUGAAGGAGCCAAACUGAAUGGAUUCGCUAACGGAGGAGCUAUGUGGAGAAGUGCUUUCGACAUGUCUUCCAAGGUUCACAAGGCAGAGUUUGACUUGAACAAGCAGAUUGAUAAGAUUUACUCUACUAUUCAACCAUUCUACCAACUUCUUCACGCGUACAUGCGUCGUCAGUUGGCCGGAAUUUACUCGAAUCCAGUUGGUCUUAGCAAGGACGGACCAAUUCCAGCUCAUCUUUUCGGAUCGUUGGACGGAGGAGACUGGUCAGCCCACUACGAGCAAACUAAACCAUUUGAAGAGGAGUCAGAGACACCAGAAGCUAUGUUAUCUGCUUUCAACACCCAAAACUACACGACCAAGAAGAUGUUUGUCACAGCUUAUCGUUAUUUCAAAUCCGCCGGAUUCCCACACCUUCCAAAGUCCUACUGGACCAGUUCAAUCUUUGCCCGUGUCUGGAGUAAGGAUAUGAUUUGCCAUCCAGCUGCUGCUCUCGACAUGCGAGCACCAAAUGAUUUCCGUGUGAAAGCCUGUGCACAGCUUGGCGAGCCAGACUUUGAGCAAGCUCACUCGCUUCUCGUUCAGACUUACUACCAAUACUUGUACAAGGAUCAAUCGCUUCUUUUCAGAGAGCAAGCAUCACCAGUGAUAACCGACGCUAUCGCCAAUGCAUUUGCACACCUCUCAACAAACCCACAUUACUUGUACUCUCAAAAGCUUGUUCCAUCAGAGCACUUGGAUAUUAAGGAUUCUGUCAUCAUCAAUAAACUUUACAAGGAAUCACUCGAAAGUUUCACCAAGCUGCCAUUCACAAUUGCUGCUGAUAACUGGAGAUACGAGUUGUUCGACGGCACAGUUCCAAAGAACAAGCUGAACGACAGAUGGUGGGAGAUCAGAAACAAGUACGAAGGAGUUCGCUCCCCACAACCAUACAACACAUCUAAUUUGGACGCUCUCAUCCACAACUCCGUCUCCCAAGUUCAUUCACCAGCCACACGAACGCUUAUCAGCUAUGUGCUGAAAUUCCAAAUUCUGAAGGCUUUAUGCCCAGAGGGAACUAUUUUGAGUGAGGGAUGCAUCCUUUCCGAAGACACCACUGAGAAGCUUCGCGAGACCAUGAAGCUGGGAUCUUCCAUCACAUGGCUCAAGGCUCUUGAGAUGAUUUCUGGGAAAGGUGAACUUGACGCUCAACCACUUCUCGAGUACUACGAGCCACUCAUCAACUGGCUCCGCAAUACCAAUGAAAUCGAUCAGGUUGUUGUUGGAUGGGACGGAGAAGGAACUCCAUUCACUGUCGAGGAGAUUCCAAAAACCAGACAACCAGGAGAUGGAGGAAAUGGUUUGCCAAGUGAAGAUAGAGUCGCAUUCCCAGGAGGAGAAUGCGUGAACGGACAAGAGUGUCUUCUCGAUUCUCACUGCAACGGAACAAUUUGUGUUUGCAAUGAUGGACUCUACACUUUGGAGAUCGGAAACACUUUCAACUGUGUCCCAGGAAAUCCAGCUGACAGCGGAUUUGGGGAUGGAAAGGGAGGACUUGUCAUUGGAUUGUUCAACAAUGAAGUCACAACACCAGAACCAUCAGCAGAGCCAGAACCAACAGCUAAGACAACCACAAAAAUGCCACCACGAGUGAGGGCAGCAACUUCUCCAUUCUCAUUGUACUUGACGGUUUUGUUAAUUAUCUAUUUUGCUUUGUAAUUUCAAUUAUAUGUUUGUUUCAAAUUUUCCCAUUUUUCAAAAACUCUUUUUUUUUUAGAACCUUAGGUUUCCCUGACCUGAAAUCUCUGACUCCCCCAAUUUGCUGCAAUCUUUAUUAAUUAUUUAAUGAUAAUUUAUUGAGUUUCGGGCCGAUGCUACAUUAGUCACUAUUUUGCAUUUUGAAUGUAGCUGCUGAUGAAAAACGGUUAAAAGACUUUUAUUUCAAUGUUUUUCUUACUUUACCUUUCUUGUUUUUGUCUCUUUCCCCCCAAUAAGUACACUUAUCUCAGUUGUACAGCAUAUCAGUUUUUAUCUGAUGAUUCAUUGGCCAUAAUUAAAAUAAUGAAUUUCAAAAAUGUUU